Molecule: messenger RNA, 1353 nt
Organism: Miscanthus lutarioriparius
Lineage: Eukaryota; Viridiplantae; Streptophyta; Magnoliopsida; Poales; Poaceae
Source: the annotation of a GenBank genome assembly
AUGCAUCCCAAGUUCGUGCUCAGAUCCCUCAAGACCAUAGGCAAGGCAGUCCGCAUGCUGUACUCGCAUACUCCUAGGUGGCACCUGCUCCAGGUACUCGUCGCAACUUUUCUGCUGCACCUCGGACUGACGGCGUUGCUGGUGAAGAUAGCAAGCCCCGCGGUCAACCUCGAUUCCAUGGCUCUGUUCUACGAGAUACAGGACAAUUCGACGGCGGCGGCAUCUGACGCCGUGGCCAUGCCCGGGAUCGCGACUGUUGAUGACAAAGCCACGGAGACAUCGGCCCCGUGGCUGUGGAAGCUCCAACUCUUAGGUGAACUCUUCUGGAGGUUGACGUUGAUUAUUACGAUAUUUGGUUUCUCCAAGGUUCUUGCUCUUGAAGAUACAGAUUGCCUAAGAAAUGGUCCUGUUCCAUCUAAUCCGAUCCAUGGAACCAAUCACAUGGUAAGACAAGGACGAGAUGUAACACCAGGGACAAACAAGUCGAUCAUAGGUAUUUUCCUUGUACCCUUGACCUGGAGGGAGGUGAAGAGUUUGGCUCUUGUAGUGUUCAUUGGAGAGACUCUGGUGACGUUCGCUUUCGUGUUGCUGGAAGAAAGUGGCCUAGACGACCACCUCCGAAAACUGACCGACUUCAUUGGCUGCGUGCAUCUGGUUACCGUGGUGGUCAUUUCAUCAGAAGGCCUAUACGGCUUUGGUGCUAUCGUCGACAGGGCAUGGAAACUCGUGGUUCCCAGAUACCAUGACCUCUCCGUUUUUGGUGUAGCGUUUGUAUUGACGCAGGAAGCUCUGGAGUAUGCUUUGUGGAUGACAUUUUCUCAGGGGCAAGAGAAGGAAGUGGAGGCAGCAGUUAUCAGGGAGGACACGGUUGCCGAAAUGUUGCAGUUCUCCCUCGUCGCAGCCUUUGUGGCUGUCAUUAUGCAGUCAUUCGCGUGCUCAGUGAUCUUGGCGUUCUACAAGGAAAGCAUUAGUAUCUAUGAACAGCACCGAAGUACAGCCGAAAGCAUUAGUAUCUAUGAACAGCACCGAAGUACAGCCGUGGUGAACGAGAUUAUAAAGAUACAAAGACUGGCAAGAGAGUUCGCAUCAUUGCAUCCUACACCUGAAACGGAAGUCUUUAAACGGGAGCUGUUACAGCAUACUGGCAUAGCCUUGGAGUACAUGGGUGAGAGAAGGCCUAUAGCAGCUGCCGUGGUGCAAGGAGCCCCUGGUACAUCACCAUCGCGUGGGAGAAGGGCAGGGGUAGAAAUGCAAAUGGAGAGAACUGGACAACAAGAAGGUGCGCGUCGUGGUGCAAGGACCAGGAGGCCGACAAAUCGUGUCAAUCAAGAGAAUGAACCCUUUGAGAUAUAG